AUGCACACUACCAAAUUAAAACUAAUACACAAAAUAUUUGGAUUCCAUAACCCAUUUUACAUCACAAAUGCCAAGUUUGUAAGAGGUUCCAAUUUACAUAAAUUACGAUGUUUUACAUUCGGGUCUAGAGAAGACUUGAAUGAUAUAGAAGAGUAUAAGGAUGCAGAGGUAGAGUUUCAGGAAUAUUGUGACGAAGUAAAGGAUUUUAUAGUUUUGGAUAGACUAAAUGAGGGUAAAAAUUUGAGUUCCUUUUUGACUCGUUUGAACGUUACUGGUCCAGAUGACUACUUGAAAAAACUUGAAAGUUUGAACGUUGAUAAUUUGAAAGUAGUUUUAAAUCAACUAAACCAACUCAAGGCACACUCCAAUGCACUGUAUAAUUUUAUUACUUGUGGGUUCUAUGUCGACCAGGACUAUUUAAAAAAGUUAUUAUCUUUAACACACAAUCACUACAACCAACUAUUAUCGAAUUAUAAGACAAACGACUCAAAUAAUCAAAAUAAUACUCAACAUCAUAUUACGGAAAUCAAAAACUCGACCACCGAUGUCCAUAAGUUGAGUGAUAUAUUUGCAACUCUUCUGUUAACUUCGUCUGAGUCUGGUCUGUUUAAAGACGACGCGAAGAGAGUUUGUGGAAUUUUGGAGUCUACAUUGUUUGGAAAGAUGUUCGAACCCUUUAUUGAGCUUUCUAGUGGGAGAUUGGUCAGUUCGGUGAUAUUUAUCUACUCAAUAUCACAGCUUUUUGAAAAGGACUACGACACUCAAAUGGAAAGGCUAUUUGACAGGGUUAUACGGACAAUUUCAAUGAAGGAAAUUGAUUUAAAUUUAUCGGAUUUGUUCUAUCUCAAAUUGUCUGUCAAAUUUAUUCUAAAUAGGAAUCCCGGACUAAAUAAAAAUAUUUCUAAAGAAUCCUCAUGUUUUUUAUCCAAUGUUGUAUUUCAGAAUUACAUUAAAGAGAAGGAGUUACAUGGGAUUGAAGAAGUUGUACCUCUAAAAAUCAAGGAAAUUGAUUCUAAUAUUGAAGGUGGUGUGUUUAGUAUAGGGCCUUUUGACUUCACACAUGUGUCGCUACCAAACAAGAAUGUUUAUAUCUCGAAUAAGCCCUAUUAUUACUUCAAUUUAAGUCCGAAGUUUGGAAAACGAGAAUAUGUAAAUUGGAUGGAUGCCUUCCUUAAGAUUCAUGGGUGGAAUCUUAUACACUUGUAA
Molecule: messenger RNA, 1206 nt
Organism: Theileria parva strain Muguga
Lineage: Eukaryota; Apicomplexa; Aconoidasida; Piroplasmida; Theileriidae
Exons: 4
Coding region: 1-1206 (401 amino acids)
Source: RefSeq, a predicted model, not a curated record